AUGCACACUCUUCAUCACCACUUAAAACUUUUGCGGACCGAAAAAUGUGAUGCUGAAAAUGAAAGCAAUGCGCGGGAGUCACCGUUUGACACAAUUACGGUCCAUCAACGAACUCCAAACGAACCCAAGUUCAUAUCCAUCGAAGAAAAUAUUAACUCAGAAAAACACAGGUCCAACAACUACAACAAACCCCGACCAGCUGGUGACUCCGACAUAAAGCAAUGGAACAUGGCCAUCUCGAGCCACAUGCGCAAGGCCCAGUUGGAAUCUGCUCUCCAUGUCUUCAACUCAAUGCCACGUCGAAGCUCUGUUUCUUACAAUGCCAUGAUAUCCGGGUACUUGAUGAAUGAUAAGUUUGAGCUUGCAAGAAACUUGUUUGAUGAAAUGCCUGAAAGAGACUUGGUUUCUUGGAAUGUUAUGAUUAGUGGAUGUGUAAGGAACAAUAAUCUUGCUGCUGCAAAAGAGUUGUUUGAUCAAAUGCCUGAAAGGGAUGUUGUUUCGUGGAAUGCUAUGCUGUCCGGGUAUGCUCAGAAUGGUUGCAUCGAUGAGGCAAGAAAGAUUUUUGAUAGAAUGCCUUACAAGAAUUCAAUAUCAUGGAAUGCUUUGCUUGCAACUUAUGUGCAGAAUGGGAGGAUGGAAGAGGCUUCUAGGCUUUUUGAAUCAAAGCCGGAUUGGGAUUUGGUUUCUUGGAAUUGUUUGAUGGGUGGGUUUGUGAAGAAGAAGAGGUUGGUUGAUUCUAGAAGGAUUUUUGAUAGAAUCCCUUUUAGAGAUAAAAUCUCUUGGAAUACUAUCAUUACAGGUUAUGCACAGAAUGGUGAGAUUGAAAAGGCAAGGAGAUUGUUUGAUGAGUCCCCUGUUCAAGAUGUAUUUACGUGGACAGCAAUGGUGUCUGGCUAUGUGCAGAAUGGAAUGGUUGAUGCAGCAAGGGAAUUUUUUGAAGAAAUGCCGGAAAAGAAUGCUGUUUCAUGGAAUGCAAUGAUUGCAGGGUAUGUGCAAUGUAAGAGAAUGGACAUGGCCAGGAAAUUAUUCGAGGAGAUGCCAUGUCGAGACAUCACUUCUUGGAAUACAAUGAUCACCGGAUAUGCUCAGAAUGGUGAGAUAACGCAUGCUAGGGAUUUGUUUUAUCAGAUGCCUCUGCGUGAUACUGUCUCUUGGGCAGCCAUGAUUGCUGGCUAUGCUCAAAGUGGUUAUAGUGAAGAGGCUUUAUGCCUUUUUGUAGAGAUGAAAAGAAAUGGAGAAAGGUUGAAUAGGUCUUCAUUUGCUUGUGCCUUGAGCACAUGUGCCCAUAUUGCUUCUUUAGAAUUGGGGAAGCAGUUGCAUGGGCGGCUGGUUAAGGCAGGAUUUGAAAGUGGUUCCUUCGUGGGAAAUGCUCUUCUUUUAAUGUACUGCAAGUGUGGUAGCAUAGAAGAAGCUUGCAGUGCAUUUGAAGAAAUAAUGGAGAAGGACAUUGUCUCAUGGAAUACCAUGAUUGCUGGUUAUGCAAGACAUGGAUUUGGCAAAGAGGCCUUAAAGAUUUUUGAGUCAAUGAAGGCAGCUGGUGUCAAACCAGAUGAUACCACUAUGGUUGGUGUACUGUCUGCUUGUAGUCAUGCUGGCUUAGCGGAUAGAGGCACAGAAUAUUUCUACUCGAUGAACCAAGAAUAUGGUAUAAAAGCUAAUUCACAACACUAUACUUGCAUGGUUGAUCUUCUUGGCCGAGCUGGCCGAUUGGAUGAGGCCCAGAAGUUGAUCAAAAACAUGCCCUUUGAACCAGAUGCAGCAACAUGGGGUGCUUUACUUGGUGCAAGCAGAAUUCAUGGCAAUACCAAAUUAGCUGAAAUGGCUUCUGAGUUGAUUUUUGAAAUGGAACCUGAAAAUGGAGGAAUGUAUGUUCUUCUCUCAAAUUUAUAUGCAGCUUCUGGUAGAUGGGCUGAUGUUAGUAAGAUGAGAUUGAAAAUGAAGGAUACUGGUGUGAAGAAAGUACCUGGGUGUAGUUGGCUUGAGGUACAGAACAAGAUCCAUACAUUUUCAGUUGGAGGCUCAUGCCACCCAGAUACAGAUAAAAUCUAUGCCUGUUUGGAAGAGUUAGAUUUUUUAUUUGAAACAGAAGAAUAUUUCUAUUAAUAUUAAGUCAAACUCAUACAAUCUCUUUCAAUGGUUUCUUGAAGGAGGUCUGGACACUCCUCUACUCAUAUUACAUCUUCCUCUUGUUCUAAUUGUCCCCCAUACUUAGCUAAAAUGUGUGCAGCCAAGUUCCCUUCUCUUCUGGUUUGUUUCAACUGGCAUUGUUGCAUCCUCCUCUUCAGCAUUCUAGCUUCAUCCAAGAUCAUUCCACAUGGGGAGAAGUCAUAUUCUGUAGUUCCAGUUUUUUGAUAAUUCCCAAUGCAUCUCCCUCUAGUUAAAUUCGUGUAAAUCCCAUCUCAUUGGCAAGCUUCAAAGCUUUCACAGCAGCCCAGCUCUCCAUCUUCCAUAUAUCAGUUGUAUCUCGUAUCUUGCAUGCUAAAGCAGCUAUGGUUUCUCCUUUAUGGUUCGUUAUUAUUACCCUAACUCCCCCACAACCAAGGUUUCUUUUGAUGGAUCCAUCAAAAUUUACCUUCCCCUUCUGUUAUUGCUUUCGAGAUCGUCCUUAUUUUGGCAUCUUGUAAAACCAGUCGACAAGAGUUGAAUUUUAAAAUGAAGCGAGAGGGCUAUGUUUCCUCUUCAAAAUUGAUUUUACAUGACGUAGACGAGGAAGAAAAGGAGCACAUGCUCAAGUAUCACAGUAUCACUGGAGACAACUAAUUUUGUUCGUAUUGAUCGAAAUACCUACUUGAUAUUUUGAUCAUGUUUAUUUGGAUUUAUUAUUAUUAUUAUUAUUAGUAAUCAUUUAAAAAAGGGUAAAAAAGAAAAGUUAAUUUUUUUUAAACUCUCACGACUGAAACCAAGCUGUCAGAAAUUUUGUUUUCAAGCUGCCAGAAAUUUGUUUUUCUUCUUUCCCCAAAAUCGGUGGGUUAAUUGCAUCGAAUUCCAGCCACUUUACCUGACUUUGCAGGAUGAGAUUUCGGUAACAGAAGUCCAUGUCCAAGUUUUCUUCCACAAAACUGGGAUUUGGCGAAUUGGCUCUCUAUAAAUGGAGAGCCAAAUUCACAGAACAAAAAGACAGAGGAAAUUGACAGAGAACCCAAAAAUUAAAAAAAAAAAAGACCAAAAAUCUGCCAAAAACAAAGAAAAAAAUCAAGCUGCCAAAAAUAUUGUCCACACCCCUUUUAAGUUUCAGUUUCCUCACCACUCAAAAACAAAAAAAAAAAAAAAACACAACAUAUCACAACCCUAAAGGGAACCAACAACAAAAUCACAAACACCAAAGAAUCGAAAAAGAAAAUUUUCGGCUGAAACCUCAAGGCCUGAUCUAGGCCAUUUGAAGCUAUUUUUCGUGAAACUGAGGCUAGAUUCGUGUUCUGGGGGUCAAAAAGAGCAAGUGGUGAAUUUUUGAGAAUUUUCCUACCAUCCGCAAUGGCAAAACAGGUUGCAGAGGCAGUGGCCAACAGCAGAAGGU
Durio zibethinus is the source of this 3514-nucleotide messenger RNA. Lineage: Eukaryota; Viridiplantae; Streptophyta; Magnoliopsida; Malvales; Malvaceae. The record is from RefSeq and is a predicted model, not a curated record.